Messenger RNA from Argentina anserina (silverweed cinquefoil), 2108 nucleotides. RefSeq lists its product as uncharacterized. The transcript has a single exon. The record is from RefSeq and is a predicted model, not a curated record. Bases 1 to 1866 code for a protein of 621 amino acids. Lineage: Eukaryota; Viridiplantae; Streptophyta; Magnoliopsida; Rosales; Rosaceae.
AUGACUAGUUAUGGGGCUAAAGAAGGCAUACAAGAGGUUGAAGCUCCUUACAUAACCGGAUACAUUUCCGCACAAGGCACCAAGGUCACAAAGGAAGUAGAAGCGCCUUACCUAACCGGAUACAGAUCCGCACAAGGCACCAAGGUCACAAAGGAAGUAGAAGCUCCUUACAUAACCGGAUACAGAUCCGCACAAGACACGAAGGUCACGAAGGAUGUAGAAUCUCCUUACAUAACCGGAUAUAUUUCCGCACAAGGCACCAAAGUCACAAAGGAAGUAGAAGCUCCUUACAUAACCGGAUACAGAUCCGCACAAGACACGAAGGUCACGAAGGAUGUAGAAUCUCCUUACAUAACCGGAUACAUUUCCGCACAAGGCACCAAGGUCAAGAAGGAUGUAGAACCUCCUUACAUAACCGGAUACAGAUUCGCACAAGGCACCAAGGUCACGAAGGAAGUUGAAGCUCCUUACAUAACCGGAUACAUUUCCGCACAAGGGACCAAGGUCACGAAGGAAGUAGAAGCUCCUUAUAUAACCGGAUACAGAUCCGCACAAGGCACCAAGGUCACGAAGGAAGUUGAAGCUCCUUACAUAACCGGAUACAUUUCCGCACAAGGCACAAAGGCCACGAAGGAAGUAGAUGCUCCUUACAUAACCGGAUACAUUUCCGCACAAGGCACAAAGGCCACGAAGGAAGUAGAUGCUCCUUACAUAACCGGAUACAGAUCCGCACAAGGCACCAAGGUCACAACGGAAGUAGAAGCUCCUUACAUAACCGGAUACAUUUCCGCACAAGGCACCAAGGUCACAAAGGAGGUAGAAGCGCCUUACAUAACAGGGUACAUUUCCGCACAAGACACAAAGCGCAAGGAGGUGGAAGCGCCUUACAUAACGGGAUACAUUUCUGCAAAAGACACAAAGGAAAAAAUUGAUGCAGAGGCGCCUUAUAUAACUGGAUAUAUUUCUGCACAAGGCACAAAGGGUACAAAAGAAGUAGAUGCACCUUACAUAACAGGAUACAUUUCUAAACAAGACACGAAGAACUGCGAACAUCGGAAGCAAGUACAUCCACCUUCCCAUAAUGUGGUUUCAGGAAUGGAGUCUAAGUCUCCAAUGGGGCGACAUCAUCAUCAUGAUCACAUGCAUGCACAUUCAUCUUCUCCCAUGGAUCACACUGAGGCGCUCAAGCAAGGGUUUUUCACUUUCGAGGAUUUCUACAAAGGGAAUACACUGCCACUCAACUUUCCGAAACAAGAGCAUUUUCGUUUCUUGCCUAAAGAAACAGCCGAUUCCAUUCCAUUCUCAACAUCACAGCUCCCACACCAUCUCCAGCUCUUUUCUACCCAACGCGACUCUCGUGACGGAAAACACAUGGCUUGGACACUCGACCAGUGCGAGCUCAAACCCAUUAAGGGAGAGACUAAGUUCUGUGCUACUUCCCUAGAAUCUAUGAUGGACUUUGUUCAGCAAAUCAUUGGUUCAGGGGUGAACUUCAACAUUAUCUCUACCACCCACCCAGAAACCUCUACUGCCAUCACACAGAAGUACACUAUCUUGGAUGAGCCCAAACAAGUCUUGGCUUCAAAAAUGGUCUUUUGCCACCCCGUGCCUUAUCCUUAUGCUGUUUUCUUCUGCCACCACUUUGAGAACGACACCAAGUUCUUCAAGGUUUCACUUGGAGGCGAGAAUGGAGAUAAGGUGGAAGCUGUAGCUGUUUGUCACAUGGACACUUCUGAUUGGGACCCUGACCAUGAUUUGUUUCGCUUGUUGGGAAUCAAAGCCGGUGCUUCUUCACCAGUUUGCCAUUUUUUCCCUGCAAAUCAUCUAGUUUGGAUUCCUUCAUCACCACCAGCAGCAACCUUCUAAGCAAUUGAUAAUUCUGAACCCCAAUCACCAGCAUGUAAUAGUUGUAUGUCUCGUAUCCAUCUGCAUGUCCAAUAAUGAUUACUCACCAUGCAUGUUCUGGUACUGUAAUCAAUUAGGGUUUAAUGUUUUCAAUUAUCAGUUGAUUUUUCUUUGGGUUUGCUGCUUUAAAGAGAUCUGAGUGUUGUGUAAAAUGACCUCAAGUACCUGGUGAACAAAGAAGUUGGAGCUUGUAAUGAACUAAU